Messenger RNA from Antechinus flavipes (yellow-footed antechinus), 4507 nucleotides. RefSeq names its product ladybird homeobox 2 (gene LBX2). The record is from RefSeq and is a predicted model, not a curated record. The transcript has 2 exons. Gene Ontology annotation, biological process: regulation of DNA-templated transcription. Bases 1713 to 2417 code for a protein of 234 amino acids. Lineage: Eukaryota; Metazoa; Chordata; Mammalia; Dasyuromorphia; Dasyuridae. Gene Ontology annotation, molecular function: DNA-binding transcription factor activity, RNA polymerase II-specific; DNA binding.
ACAGGCAUUCUCUGAAACAUGCACUGACCUCACUUUGGCCGUGAGUUGCAUGUGCCUCUGUCCUUUCUUGUGUCUAUGUCCCUUUGGGUCACUGGGUUUCUGUAGUGGUGAUGGUGGGGAGGUGGGUAGAUGGCUUCCGCUAGGCCCCUCUUCCAGCACCAGUCCGCCACCUAACCCUCCUGGUUUUUUUAAUCUCCCAGUUGGUUACGUACCUGUCUCAGUGCUAUUAAAUAGGUCUUGAACCCCAGGUCUUAAGACAGCUAAGAACAGAAGUCAGAAUCCUCCUGGAAAUCAAACCUGUAGCCUUCGGAGCAUCCAAAGGGCCAAAGUCAGGCUUAGAAAAGGAGAUGGAACACUACUGCAGAGUACUCCGACUCUGGGAAAUGGAAUCUGGAAACAUGGAGAAAGAAGUGGAGGCCAGAGAACGGAAGGCAAGGAGGCAGGUAAGCUUCUGGGCCUGGGACCUGGGCAGUUAAGAGUGGAACUGAAAAGAAUGGAACUAGUACUAAGAGAAAGGCUAUAGACUAAGCCUGAGAGCCUGAGGGCUCCAAGAAGCCUGAGGUUUCUAUACCUCCUCACCUGCCUCCUCCAAUUGGCUCCCCCCACCUUCACUCCUGCCCUGUGGCUUUGACUACUCUGAGCAAUAACUGUUCUGGGGGUGCCAGACAGAGAAGGCUGGAGGACUCCGUAGUAGCUGUUCCCCUGGCUCAGCUAUGGUCGGUCUACGGAAGCUGAGCAGUGCCCCAGCCCACAUACCCGCAUCUCUAAUCAUUUCCAGGUGCAGUCACCCCCAUCCUCUUGUGAACCCAUCCUCUCUAUGGGGUUGGGGAGGAGGGUAGAUUAGGAUUGGGUUUGUAGAAGAGCAGGCCCAAACCCGGAGAUUUGGAAGGUAGGCAGAUACAAUUGGCCCCUAAGUCCGGUCACAGCUGGGUCCAACCCCCUCUUUCCUCACAGCUGGUUUUAUCGCCCCCUCCCCAGCUCCCCCUUCUCCAGCCCCCCCCUCCCAUCCACCCACCAACUCUUGUGCUGGUAACUUUUAAAAGCUCGAGGCCGAGGGAGGAAAAAAAAAAAACCCUUUUAUCCCCCGCAGUUUUAUGGGCCAGAGAGGCUGCUCCCAUUACGGGUUAGGGGCCCAGACUGGACAGCAGCGAGGGGCACAGUGUGGGGGGGGGAACAGGGUCUGGCAAUUAAGGGACGCGAUAAUCGUCAGAGUAAAGAAGCUGAUUGGAAAGAGGCAGGAGUAAAAAGCCGAUGGGUUCGAUGGUAGCCAUCAGAGCAGGAGUCAGGAGAGCCGAGGAUUGGGGACAUUCGGGGUAGCGCACUGUGUCUUGUCCGGCGGAGUCUCCCAAUCUAAAAGUCACUUCCUCAGUCCGCGCUAGGGUCACCUGGGUCUUAGUCUGAGAACCGCAGAUACCAGAACAGCUGGGGGCCCCUUGAGGUAGGGGUGUGUCUGGAGGAAGGAUACGCAGCCCCCGAGCUCGGGGGCCGCCGCAAGCUCCGCCCCCCCUCCCCACCCAGUUGCCGCCUCCGGCCCCGAGGCCCUUUAAGGCUGGCUAAGGCUUCGCUGGCGGGCGUAGGGCGGCACAGUGAGCCGCCCGAUUAAGGCAAAGAAGCAGCUUUAGGCUUGCCCCGCUCAGUCUGCUGGGCACGGACCGGGGCCCCGGGGGGCAGCACGGGGCGUUCCCGGGCCCCGGGGCCCGGAGCAUGAGCCGAUGCGCGGAGGAGGUGGCGGAGGAGGAAGAAGAGGCGGUGGCGCGAAGCUGGCUGCCCGGACAGCCGGGACCCCUUGGCCCGGGGGCCCCGACAUGACCUCGGCCCAGGAGUCCGGGCCGCCGCCUGCAGCUUCCAAUAAGCCGCUGACGCCCUUCAGCAUAGCUGACAUCCUGGGUCCGCCAGCUCGUCCGACCCCAGUCCCAGUCCCAGUGCCGGCCCAGGGCCCUACUUCGCCUCUCUGCGCGCUAGAAGAGUUAGCCAGCAAGACCUUCCGAAGACUCGACGGCAGUGCCCUGCAGGCGGCCGAAGAUCGGACCGCACUGAGCCCGCUGAGCCCCAGGCCCGUGACCCGCAGGCGUCGGAAGUCGCGUACCGCGUUCACCGCGCAGCAGGUGUUGGAGCUGGAGAGGCGCUUCGUCUUCCAGAAGUACCUGGCUCCAGCCGAGCGGGACGGACUGGCAGCUCGGCUGGGUCUGGCCAAUGCCCAAGUCAUCACUUGGUUCCAAAACCGCCGGGCCAAGCUCAAGAGGGACGUGGAGGAGAUGAAGGCGGACGUGGCCUCCCUGCGUUCCCUGCCCCCUGCAGCUCUCCGCCGGUUGAGCCUCACUCUGCCAGAACCAGGCUCCCAGCCUCCGGCCGACCCGGAACCUAGCAGUGACCCUGGGCCCGAGCUUUCAGAUGAGGAAAUCCAGGUAGACGAUUGAAGAAAAAAUCUGGCCUUGGCUCUGGGUUACUACGGUCGCUAUUGUCAGCCUUUAUCACGACUCAAGAUUACUCACUGGGUCUGCUCAGAGGAUCCCGGGUGCCUGAUGGACUUCUAUUGCUCGGUUUAUUGAUUUAUUCGUACACCGUUCUCCUUCCAUUCAUUGUCCUUCCACUCCAGCCUCUAUAUCCCAUGCUCCCACUCUCUGGGGUCUUUCCGUCCCAGAAUAACUGCAUCACUGGACCCCUCCCCCGUUUAUUCCUAUUGUACUUGGAAGGCAGGGUCAGGAUUCUGCAUGGUUCCUCCUGCCACUCCCUUUUAAGGGUCCUAAACAUCUCUAUGAAGCUGGUUUCCUUACUCCUGAACCCGUGCUUCUGAGAUGUAUCGAUUUUCUCAACUUUUUGGAAAACCGAGUAGUCUUCGAUAGUGUUCUUCCUUAUCCCAGUCGCCUCCUCGGGUCUGCGUGGUCUAUUCGCCCUCGUCUUUCUCUUAACAUAGUCCCAAUCUGACUAUACCGCUGUCUCCCCAGUCCCUCAUUCUUCUAGGUAGAGAGAUCCCUCUGGCGCCAGACUCCGCCUCUCCCACCGAGCUCCCGCCUUCUGAACUCUAGGGCUCCCCAGCCCCUAUAAACUUUCACCUAUUCUGUCCCCUCCCCUCAUUUUUAAGGACUCCCAAUAACACACGUUUCCUUUCCCGGGGAUUCGUUCUAAUCAGAUGCUAGUCUAUAUCCCAGCCUCUGCCCGGAGGCUUCUCCCAGCGAUGGCCGUAGCCCGGUCAGCCGGGUCUCCUCUGCCUCGCUUAGACAUCCGGCAGUUUGUAGCCGCUUCCCCACCUCCACCCCCCGCCCCCGGUCAGUGUGAAUAAAGAGGAUCCGACGCGGCUUUUCGCUUUUUCCCUCCUGCGAGCGAGCGGAAAGGGUGGGAGCAGGCCACAGACGCUGGCGGCUCGUGGGCGUUGAGCAACCCCUGGUACGUACGGAUUGCAGGCCUGACAUCGGGGAGGGCUGCGUCCCCCAUUACCUCUCCCCCCUCAGCUUUUAAAAGCUGACUCCCCAAAUUGCUCUUCUCCCUCACCCGCAAGUGAGAUCGGCCCUUCGUUUCUAAAUUGAAACCACUAAGCCCCAGGGCACCCCUCGGCAUUCCUUUCUACAAAUACCUCCCCUGCCCCCUCCUCAUUCCAAGAGUUUAUUAAUGAUGACCUUGACCCGGAUCCAACCCAGAGCGGCACGUGGGAUGCGUAGAAACGGAGACGAGAGAACUAAGGGCAAAACCACAGUCCGGGAGGCUGCAGUGACAGCACAUCUCCUCGCAGACGCGCGCUAGUCUCUGCGUCGCUAACACCGCUACCGCGGAGACAAUGAAGGGCUUGGGGGACACUGUAACGUCUUACGGCGCAACGGUAGCUGCGCGGCGAUACACAGUAACCAGCCUCGCGCCCGGAGCUAGGCCUUACGGGAGUUCCCCAGCGGAGAUACAGUCACACGCGCCGUUGGGACACAGUAACCCGGCUUGCGCACGCCCUUGUAACGCCCAUGAAGCAGCACAUACACCACCCGCGAUACAGGCAGCCGCACGCUCGCAGAGAAUAGAGCGGGAACACGUUAACGAGAGCAGCACAAAGGCAUUCCCUUAGCGACAACUCCCAGGCUGCUCCCCACCCCUCCAUUGACGCUUGUGGAUGUGGGUGGGGUGGGGGCUAGAGUUGGGAAGACUUUCCCCACCCCCUACACUGUGGAGUGGCUGUCCCCCUCCCCGUCCCCCGGUAAUUUCCCGGGUGACCGGGCCGCCGCUGGCUGCUGACAUCCCCGGCUGAAUUUAAUUCCUUUAACUUGUGAUUAAUUACGCGCCCCCGCCCUCACCCCUCCCUCGGGCCUGUCUGCACAUCAAACGCGGAGGGGGGAGGGGCUGCGGGGAGCUGCUGGACCAGAGAGAAAGGAAAGGGGAAUUCUGUGGUCAUUUACCCAGUUCUAGGCCAGGUAAGAUUUCCCUCAAUCAUCCCCUCACAUUUAUAUUGUCUCCAAAAAAAUCACCCACCCGCCCUUCUCCCAAGCCCAACCCAGUCUCUCUGGACCCAAUAAAAUGUUAAUCUGCA